GUAGUGGGGUAGUGCCAGGUGCCAUACUGCCAUUCCAAUUUGUACACGUUGGUGUUUUGUAUUGUUGUUUGUUGUCGGUUUUAUUAGGACACUGAAUUAUAAUAAUUUUACCCGCUGUAUAGUACCUGAGUUAUGUUUAACGUUGUUUAUAAUUAAAAUUAAUUUAAUUGUUAUCUUUUAAGUAGUCAUAGCUUGUAUGUAUAGUUUGGUGCAGUAAAUAAAUAAAUAGAAAGUUUAGGUUAUAAAAACAAGAUUUAAAAUGCAUUCAUUUAUAAGUAGAGCAAAUGCAAUUCUAGCAUACACAUUGACUGUUUUGGCGUUUUUGACAUUUGUGUGUUUCAUAUCGACUCUGUUUAUUGACUACAGAACAACAGCUACAAUGGAAGCAGUCAAAGUGGUAGUUAAAAACGUUCCAGACUAUGCUGCAUCGAGAGAGAAAAAUGAUCUGGGUUAUUUGACUUUUAAUCUGAAGACUGAUCUGAGCCAUCUGUUCAACUGGAAUGUGAAGCAGUUGUUUCUUUACCUGACAGCUGAGUAUACCACUCCUAAUAAUGUUCUAAAUCAGGUUGUUUUAUGGGAUAAAAUCAUAUUGAGAGGAGAAAACGCAGUUCUUGACUUCAAAAAUAUGAACACAAAAUAUUACUUCUGGGAUGAUGGUAAUGGUCUCAGAGGCAACUCCAAUGUGACUCUGACUUUGUCUUGGAAACAUCAUCCCCAACGCUGGCCUUCUCCCCAGCAUCUUUGCUCUUGGACAUCAUGCCAUCCAGUUCCCUAAUGAGUACACUAAGGCUAGGGUAUAAUCACAAAUGCCUAGAUUGAAAAAAUCCAUUCACUUGUUUUUGGUUAACUUAUGUUUUUUACUACGUUGGUUGUGAGUGCGUGUCAGUACUUAUUUAUGUGUGAUUGAAGGUUGGGUUUUUGUUGAUAACACAUGACAAGGAUAUUGUUAUAUAAUCACUUAAAUUACUUUUUAAUACCAGAAAAUAAGUGUAUAAUGUGCAUUUUGUUUAGGAAUUAAUUUUGUUCUUUUUUGAGUUAUUUAUCAUUAAUCUAAAGACAUUGAUUAAACUUCCAAGAUAGUUCAAAACUAAUUUAAAUUUAUUGAAGUGAAUUCUGAAAGUAAUGGUAAUAAAUACUUUUUAAUUGUAAUUGUA
This is a messenger RNA of Homalodisca vitripennis (glassy-winged sharpshooter), 1154 nucleotides long. Its product is annotated as signal peptidase complex subunit 3-like. Gene Ontology annotation, biological process: protein targeting to ER. Gene Ontology annotation, cellular component: signal peptidase complex; membrane. The transcript is spliced from 5 exons. The coding region runs from base 260 to 775 and encodes 171 amino acids. The record is from RefSeq and is a predicted model, not a curated record. Lineage: Eukaryota; Metazoa; Arthropoda; Insecta; Hemiptera; Cicadellidae.